UCUCUGUCCACCUUCCUCUCACAUAGCCUUUCAUAAAUAUAUUAUUGUUUAAUCUCCGGUUACUUUAGCACCUAAAACAUUCUCUUCGCUCAAGGAAACACGCCCUCUCUGCCAUGAGAGAGCUCACAGUCUCUGAAUUAGAACAGUUGAUCAACUUCAUUUUCUUUUUCUACUUUCUUCUUCUUCUCGUUUCCUCUUCCUUUUGUUUCCUUCUACUUUAUCUUCUUCUUGUUACAGUUUACGAUUUUCUUUUUUCAGAUUAGUUUCUUUCCUCUUUUUUUUUCUCUAAUCUCAAGAACCCGGAAAAACAAAAACUUAACAGUUAUCAAUUAAUAGCAGUAAUCAUGUUCUAUUCUCAUCAGCUUCUAGCUCGUAAAGCACCUCUUGGCCAGAUAUGGAUGGCCGCAACUAUGCACGCGAAAAUCAAUCGAAGGAAGCUUGAUAAACUCAACAUCAUUAAAAUAUGGUUAAGACUUACUCUUUCUAAGUCAUUUCCAUUUUUAAAUUCUGUUUCCAAUCUAUGUCGUUUAACAUCUUUUUUUGUUUACAGUGAAGAGAUUUUAAAUCCUUCUGUACCAAUGGCUCUUAGACUUUCUGGAAUUCUCAUGGGUGGAGUUGUUAUUGUUUAUGAACGAAAAGUGAAACUCCUUUACGAUGAUGUUACUCGUUUACUGGUUGAAGUAAAUGAAGCAUGGAAAGUAAACUCAGCUCCUCCAGAUCCUACUGUUCUUCCUAAAGGGAAAUCUCAGGCCAAAAAAGAAGCUGUAACUUUACCUGAAAACCAAGAUACUGACGCGGGAGAGAUUGAGCAAUCUGUUAAUUUCUCCAAUGCAAAUGCUGCAAUGGAGUUUCAACGAACAGCCUAUUUUGCAAUGCGACUUGACGAUGUGGACGAGCCCUUCAUUAACAAUGAUUCCAGGGAGGAAGACGUAUCCCAGCAACUUCAUCAAGCUGAUCCUGAACAUAUCAGAUUGUUUGAACGUUUUGAUUUAUAUCAGACACACACAGAAAUGUACAAUCGCUAUGAAAGAUUCGAUAUUGAAGAGGAGGAGACACAGCUGAACUUCACUUCAGGAGAACAUGUAGAGAUCCCAACGAGUCUCAUACCAUCCCCACCCAAACAGGAUGAAGCUCCAAGCGCUGAUGAAAUCCAAGACCGUCAAGAACAAACCAGUCGAGCAAAAGAAUGCAAGGUAACCAAACAGGAGGAUCAACAGAGGAAAGGACCAACUAAAAAGAGAAUAAAAAGGCAGGCAACCCCCGCAAUGGACUAUGAACAAACCAUUAUUCCUGGUCCUACUUACCAGUCCUGGCUUCAGAAUGCUUCCGAUAUUGUCUCAAGAAGAGGAAGAAAAAGAAAGGCACGCAGGGAUAUCAUGUCUAAAAUGAAGACAGCUAACCUCAUGGAGCUGCCACCUCUGGUACUUAUUGAUGAUUUAUCUGCAAAUGCAAAUGGAGAAAUAUAUUAUCCAGCACCCCUUUUAGAGCUUUGGAUGAAAAGUACCCAACCCCCCCAUGACUCACCUUCUGCAAGGACUUCUGCGCCUCUGCCUCCAGAACCAUCAUCAUCAUCACCGCUAGAGAGAGGAGAUUACCAAGACCCAACAGGAUAUCCCUUUGAAGACUUUCAGAGUGGAAUUGGCUCCGAGUCACUGGGUGCCAUAGAGAAACAGCGGAAAACCAUCAUCAAUGAAGUGAUGCCAAUGGAAACCCUCAUGAAUGAAUUAAGAAGCAAACUUGUUAACAAUGGUAGCAAGACAACUGAGGCCAAUUUGGUAACACCUGGAAAUUCUGGAGAUGAAGUAAGAUCCAUUCCAAGCUCAGGAUCAGGACACGGUAUGCCGUCCCAUCAGUCAGAAGUCCAUUCAGCAAGGAAAAGGCCUUAUUCCGGAUCUAGACACAGUGGUAGUAGCCUUGAACCAGUGGAAGAAGAGAAUUCAUGGCAGUUUCCUGAUCCAAAUUUCAAGUUAGCCAGGCUGUCUGAGAAGGACCUAACACCUGAUCAAGAAUUAUUGGUCGAAACUGGACCUACCCAAACUCAGAAGCCGAUCAUCAAUCCGCCUGUGGAUAAGAUGACUGACACCAUCCGAAUGCAGAUGAAAACACAUUUUGAAACGCCAGGAGCCCCUGCAGUAGAAUCCUUGAACAACUUAGCUGCUGGGAUGAACCGAAAAGGAGCAGCAAUGCUCUUUUAUCAAACUUGUGUCCUUGCUUCUCGUGAUUGCCUACGAGUUGAACAGAAAGUGCCUUAUGGGGAGAUUCUAAUCUCUAGAGGAGAAAAAUUGUGAUAUAAGCUUAUUGUCUGGGGAAAAACCUGAACUUAAACACUAGUGCUGAAUUAUCACAGUGAAAAUAUUAGAUUGAGAGAUUUUCUUAUUUUCUUUUUAACCUUUCUCUUGCUUCUUGCAUUAAAAACCUGAUCAUAUAUUCUUUCUACUUUUACCCCAAUAUUUUUUUUUUUUCCACAUCCUUUUGAAUGGCUCUCUCCCUCCUGUAAAUUUCUAACUUGCCACUGCAUUUAUGGCCCAUAGUUUGUAAUUUCUGAAUGUUAAUUGGUAAUUAAAGUUAUUAGCAUUAGUUGCAAGUCAUUGUUUCCUUUA
Ricinus communis (castor bean) is the source of this 2600-nucleotide messenger RNA. RefSeq names its product sister chromatid cohesion 1 protein 1. The record is from RefSeq and is a predicted model, not a curated record. Gene Ontology annotation, biological process: synaptonemal complex assembly; replication-born double-strand break repair via sister chromatid exchange; mitotic sister chromatid cohesion. NCBI's taxonomy places the organism in Eukaryota, Viridiplantae, Streptophyta, Magnoliopsida, Malpighiales, Euphorbiaceae. The transcript is spliced from 20 exons. Gene Ontology annotation, cellular component: synaptonemal complex; cohesin complex. The coding region runs from base 345 to 2288 and encodes 647 amino acids. Gene Ontology annotation, molecular function: protein binding; chromatin binding.